Habropoda laboriosa is the source of this 1842-nucleotide messenger RNA. RefSeq names its product glutamic acid-rich protein-like. The annotation marks the transcript as partial. Lineage: Eukaryota; Metazoa; Arthropoda; Insecta; Hymenoptera; Apidae. The record is from RefSeq and is a predicted model, not a curated record. The transcript is spliced from 7 exons.
AUGUCGUACGCUAAAUUCAACUUUUCAUUUUAUGUCACAUGUUGUUGCUUAUUUUUGAGUCUUGUGAAUGCAAGUACUCAGACAUCAUCAGAAAAUACUUUCGCGGAACAACUUACCGAAGAAAAUUGGGAUCAUAUGCUGAUCGGAGAAUGGAUGGUGGAAUUUUAUGCUCCAUGGUGUCCUGCUUGUAAAGCACUUGAACCAAUUUGGGAACAUCUUGCUUCACAAAAGAAGAAUCUAAAUAUCAAUGUGGGAAAAGUUGAUGUGACUGAUUCUCCAGGACUUAGUGGACGAUUUAUGGUUACAGCUUUGCCAACAAUAUAUCAUGUUAAAGAUGGUAUAUUUAGGCAAUAUAAAAGUCCUAGAGAUAAAGAUUCAUUAAUGGAAUUUGUAUCUGAGAAAACUUGGGAAAAAAUUGAGCCAAUUCCUGGUUGGAAGAGCCCAACUUCCAUUCAGAUGUCUGUUAUUAGUCAGUUUUUUAAAAUGUCACAAGUAUUAAGGGGCAUACAUAAUAGACUUAUGGAAGAUUUUGAAUUACCUACAUGGGGAAGUUACUUGAUCUUUGCAAUUAGUACUAUUGUUUUAGGUGCAAUAAUAGGAUUGUUUGUUGCUUGCUUGAUCGAUUUUAUAUAUCCACCAAAACCUGUGAUGCCUCAAGAUAAAAAAAAACAAGAAGAAGGAUUAGGUAGCUUUAUGCAAGAAAAGAGUAUACAGGAUGAGGAAAUUGUUGAAAAUGUUAAGGAUGAUUUAGUAGAUGAAGAAUCUGAACAAGAGGGAUCUGAGACAGAAGAAAAGGAAAAAGAUGCAGACAAAGAUUCGAAAACUGAACCAAGCAGUCCAAAUGUUCGCAAACGUAAGCCACAACAAAUCGAAAUCGGGACUACACGCCUCUGCCCAGAAAUAAGAGAGACGCGUAUUCUAUUUAACCUCGAAAAUAGACGGGUGACCACGUUUUGUACGACAACAAUCAUGGUUAAAAAUAUGAAGAAACGUUCAGCCAGUGAAGAUAAAGGAGUUGAAAAAAUAGGAGUAUCAGGAAAUUUGAAUAAAGUAUUAAAGAAAAAGAAAACAGAAAAUGGGGCUGCACAAAAUGGUCAAGGAAAGAAAGUAAUUAAAGCGAUCAAACCUAAGAAAGACGAUGUAGUUGUUCAAAAUUCUAAUAAUAAGAAAGAAACAAAUGUAACUAGUCCAGGAAAAAAUAAAAAGAAAGUAUUAAGUAAAGAGAAAGAAUUGGCGCUAUUGCAAAAGAGGCAACAAUAUCGUGAGAAACGUAAAGAAAAUAAGCUAGGAAAAUAUGGAGUACUGGGUGAUUUAUCUGUUGAAGAUAUAAAAAAGAACAUACAAAAAAUACAAAAACGAACAGAGCUUUCAAAGACUGCUAAGAGAAAAUUAGCAGCACUCAAAAAGAAAUUAAGGGUAGAAGAAGGAACAGAUGAGCCAAAGGAAGUUACAAAAAAACAAACACAGAAAGCAAAAAAUGUGAAAUUAUCAGAACCCAUGAAGAAAAAGGAAGUCCAAAAUAAUGAACAGAAAAAAAAAUUACAAGGAAAGUUGGAAUCUAAAUUAAGUAAAGAGGAAAAAAAGAAAGGCAACAAACAAGGUAGUAUACUACUUUUAAAGCAGAAGAAGGAAGAAGGUGAGGAAGAUGAGGAAGAUGAGGAAGAUGAGGAAGAUGUUGAGAUGGAUGUUGAAUCAAGUGAAGAUGAAAAUGAGAGUGGCGUAGAAGAAGAAGAAGAAGAUGAGGAUGAGGAUGACGAUGACGAUGAUGAUGAGGAGGAUGAGGAUGAAGAUGAUGACGAUGAUGAUGACGAUGACGAUGAUGAAGAGGAAGAAGAGAAAGAA